This is a messenger RNA of Carica papaya (papaya), 1295 nucleotides long. It is a transcript of the gene NDF5, whose product is annotated as NDH-dependent cyclic electron flow 5. Lineage: Eukaryota; Viridiplantae; Streptophyta; Magnoliopsida; Brassicales; Caricaceae. The record is from RefSeq and is a predicted model, not a curated record. Gene Ontology annotation, biological process: carbohydrate metabolic process. Gene Ontology annotation, molecular function: carbohydrate binding; glucose-6-phosphate 1-epimerase activity. Gene Ontology annotation, cellular component: cytoplasm.
UAAUGCCAUACGUAUAAGACCAAAAAAAGAAUUGUAGUUUGAGGAAAGCAUAAAAAUGGUUUAUACUGCUCUCUUCUCAUCCAGAAUUAUUCAUAUCUCUUCUAAAAGGCCUACUGAGAACGUUUCUUCUUUCCAUCCUCAGCAUCCUUUUCACCUCCAAUGCAUAAAAACCAAGAGAGAAUUCCCCCUGCCAUCAGUGGCAUCAAUCCCAUAUCAACCCAUCAAUGUAGAUUACCUGGAGAGAGAAUUCAGCGGCCACGGAGUCACCUUUAAGGAUAUUGUUGACAGCUGCAUCGCAAAGCUGGUGCUAGAAAACGGCAGCACAGCCAGCUUAAUGCUUCCGAGUGGCUUGAUCACCUCUUACAAAGUUCCCAUGUGGCAUGGAGGCAAAGUCGAGCUGCUGCACACAUCAGUCUCUGAAGGAGAGGAUGGUGGUGCUGUGAUAGAAGGCGGGGUGUCCUUAGCCUUCAAGUUUGAAAGUGAUGGUGAAAAUUCAUGGUAUCCAACUACUUGGGCUCUUCAUGAUAUUAGAGGAAAUUCACAAGAAUCUAUUCAGGUCGAGCUGAUUAGUACUCACAAAGAGAAGGUUGAAAUGAAACACAUUAUAAAUCUCCAAGAAGACAUCCUAAGCACAGAGCUUGUGAUCACAAACAAAAUUUCUUCAGCACUCCAAUUGUCAGGGUCUUUCUUAAGCCAUCUGACAGUAAGCACACCGGAUGCCACGUAUGCAGUCGGAUUAGAAGGGUCUAAUUUCAUCAGCAGGCCACCAUUUCUGUCAAAAUUUGGUAUAGUUCCUCAAGAAGAAGAAAAGCUUGGUUUUGGCCAAUUGUGGGAUGAAAUUGUUCAUAAAGGACCUUUUUCUGGUUUGGUCUCAAGUGCAAAAAGUAGUGCUAAUGAACUAGAAAACACCAGAAGAAAAAGUGAAGAAGGAAAUGAAUGUGAAGAGAACGAAAACUAUAAGCAGUUGCAUGAGAAAAUGAGCAGGAUUUAUACAAGUGCACCUCAGAGCUUCACACUAAUUGACAGGGGUAGGAGAAGCUCAGUUGUAGUGGGAAGAGAAGGGUUGGAUGAAGUGUACAUGUUCAGUCCUGGGUCAAGCCAUGAAUACUACAGCAAGUAUGCGUUUGUAUGUAUAGGCCAAUCAGCCAUGCUGAAACCAAUUACCUUGAAAGCUGGUGAUGUAUGGAGAGGAGUGCAACAUUUACACAACCCAAAUCUUUGAAUCAUGCUUGAACAUGUUUCACUUAUGUUUGUGAUGUCAUCUAUAUAAUGGAUGUUCUCAUUUUCAGUUCUAA